UGCGACGCGAUGGCUGCAGCAAUGGAUGCUGCAGUGUCUGGACGUGAGGGUCUGCAAGUAGCAGUAGGACGAGAUAAGACUCAUUUACAGCAUAAUAAUACUUUAAACUGGGCAGAGGAGUUCGUCCGCGACUUAGCAAGAGCAAGAAAAAGUGCAGACUUCGUUUACUCUUCGAUGGGGCUUGGAAAUACCUACAGAAUGAUGGGCAUGGACUCCCAUUUCAGGUAUCUGGACACCUCGCUGGUGAUGGCGGCCUUCCGCAAUUCUCGCCAUCGCGUUUUCUUCUUUGAUUGCGAAGGGACGUUGGCUCCGGAUCAAAGGAGGCUGGCUAUGAUGCAGAAGAACGGAGAAGAGUUAUUUGCAGCAGGGAGGCCUCCUUCUUCGCAAGUGCAGCGGUGUCUGAAAGCUCUCUUAGAAAACCCUAAAAAUACAGUUGUUAUAUUAAGCGGACGAGACAGAAACCUGCUUCAAGACUGGUUCAGAGAUGUUAAGGGUAUAGGCUUAUGUGCUGAGCACGGGUAUUACUACCGCCUAGACAAACUAACAGGAGACGAAUGGGGCUGCAUGUGCCCUGACGCCGAUUUCACUUGGAAGUCUGUCGCUGUUGAAUUAAUGCUGCAGUAUGUUAAAAGAACUCAAGGCGAGUUGCUGUUUGGCUAUCCUGUGACAGUAGUUAGCGGCAAGGGGUACGUAGAGGUGAAGUUGCUGGGCGUUAACAAAGGCAAAGCUGUUGAGAGAAUUCUUCAGACUCUUUCUACUCUGCACGGGGACAUAGACUUCGUCUUCUGCAUCGGAGAUGAUAGGUAUUAUCUGAUGGAUACUGGAGAGGUGUCCGAUUUGCUGGGGGCGCUGCGACUCGUUUCAGAGACUUAUGACGCCUUUCAUCACAGCCAAACCCUCGGCCCUCGAGCAUUUGCGUCUUCUACUGUUAGACCAGAGCAGCAGCAGCAGCAGCAGCACCAUCAGCAGCACCAUCAGCAGCAGCACCACCACCACCAUCAGCAGCAGCAGCAGCAGCAUGCGCGAGGACAGAGCAUAGACGAGGAAGAAGAGCCCGUGCCUCCCCUACGCCACCGACACAGCCAGCAGCACCAGCUGGAGCAGCAGCAGCAGCAACAGCAGCAGCAGCAGCUGCUGCUGCUGCAGCACCAACAGGGGCACUGGUCUACAGACAGUAUGGGUUCAAGAUUAAGUCAUCGCAGCUUGGAGACAGAUGAUGAUGAAGACAAACAACAAAAAACAAAAGCGUAUUCGUCUGUCUCCUAG
Molecule: messenger RNA, 1266 nt
Organism: Eimeria acervulina
Lineage: Eukaryota; Apicomplexa; Conoidasida; Eucoccidiorida; Eimeriidae
Product: trehalose-6-phosphate synthase domain-containing protein, putative
Exons: 7
Biological process (GO): trehalose biosynthetic process
Cellular component (GO): cytosol
Molecular function (GO): catalytic activity
Source: RefSeq, a predicted model, not a curated record